AUGACAAUCUCGAACUUAUUGAAGGAAAGAGUGAGGUACCUUCCUUACUUGAAGAAAGUAAAACAACCACAUGAACUGAUCCCAUUGUUCAAGAACGGUCAGUACUUGGGUUGGUCCGGUUUCACCGGGGUCGGGACCCCUAAGGCUGUCCCAGAUGCUCUCAUUGAACACGUCGAGAAAAACAACUUACAGGGCAAACUGAAAUUUAACCUAUUCGUCGGUGCCUCUGCGGGACCGGAGGAGAAUAAGUGGGCUGAACAUGAUAUGAUUAUCAAGAGAGCUCCUCAUCAAGUCGGUAAACCAAUCGCUAAGGCAAUCAACUCAGGUCAAAUUAAAUUCUUCGACAAGCAUCUUUCCAUGUUUCCUCAAGAUCUAAUGUAUGGAUUCUACACAAGAGAACGUACAGACAAUAAAAUCCUGGAUUAUAUGAUCAUUGAAGCCACAGCAAUCAAGGAGGAUGGGUCCAUUGUGCCCGGGCCUUCAGUCGGUGGGUCCCCAGAGUUCAUGGCUGUGGCAGACAAGAUUAUCGUUGAAGUGAACACGGCUACUCCCUCUUUUGAAGGUAUUCAUGAUAUCGAUAUGCCUGUCAAUCCACCAUACAGACAACCAUACCCAUACGUUAAAGUGGACGAUAGAUGCGGUGUAGACUCCAUCCCACUGGAUCCUGAGAAGGUUAUUGCCAUUGUGGAAUCCACCACAAGGGAUAAAGUACCACCAAACACACCAUCCGAUGAAAUGUCCAAAGGUAUUGCUAACAAUUUGGUGGAAUUCUUCAGAAAUGAAGUCAAACAUGGUAGAUUACCUGAAAAUCUAUUACCAUUGCAAAGUGGUAUUGGUAACAUUGCUAAUGCUGUCAUUGAAGGUUUGACAGAUGCAAAUUUUAAGCAUUUGAACGUUUGGACAGAAGUGUUGCAAGAUUCAUUCCUAGAUUUGUUUGAAAAUGGAUCAUUGGAUUUCGCAACUGCUACAUCCAUUAGGUUGACAGAAAAUGGGUUCGAAAGAGCAUUUGCCAAUUGGGAUAGUUUCAAGAAUAAGAUUUGUUUAAGAUCUCAAGUGGUGUCCAAUAAUCCAGAAAUGAUCCGUAGAUUGGGUGUCAUUGCCAUGAAUACCCCAGUAGAAGUAGACAUCUACGCUCAUGCUAAUUCUACAAAUGUGAAUGGGUCUCGUAUGUUGAAUGGGUUAGGUGGUUCAGCAGACUUCUUAAGAAAUGCAAAAUUGUCCAUCAUGCAUGCCCCAUCUGCAAGACCUACUAAAGUGGACCCAACGGGUAUUUCAUCUAUUGUUCCAAUGGCAUCUCAUGUGGAUCAAACUGAACAUGAUUUGGAUAUUCUCGUCACUGAACAAGGUUUGGCCGAUUUGAGAGGUCUAUGUCCAAGAGAUAGAGCUCGUGAAAUUAUAAAACAAUGUGCUCAUCCUGAUUAUAAAUCAUUGUUAACUGAUUAUUUGGAAAGAUCAGAACAUUAUGCUGCCAAGCACGGUUGUCUACAUGAACCUCAUAUGUUAAAGAAUGCCUUUAAGUUCCAUACCAAUUUGGCUGAAAGGGGUACAAUGAAAGUGGACAAAUGGGAUGAAGUUGAUUGA
This is a messenger RNA of Naumovozyma castellii, 1581 nucleotides long. RefSeq names its product acetyl-CoA hydrolase (gene ACH1). Bases 1 to 1581 code for a protein of 526 amino acids. The transcript has a single exon. The record is from RefSeq and is a predicted model, not a curated record. Lineage: Eukaryota; Fungi; Ascomycota; Saccharomycetes; Saccharomycetales; Saccharomycetaceae.